Schistocerca nitens (vagrant locust) is the source of this 1060-nucleotide messenger RNA. RefSeq lists its product as uncharacterized. The transcript has 3 exons. Lineage: Eukaryota; Metazoa; Arthropoda; Insecta; Orthoptera; Acrididae. The coding region runs from base 13 to 480 and encodes 155 amino acids. The record is from RefSeq and is a predicted model, not a curated record.
UACAUUAUAAAUAUGGCUGUUCUUGUUUGCACUUGUUGCCAAGGCAAUAAAGAGAAUAUCUGCAAACACGUAGAUUGGGACAGUAUUGUUUUACCAUCAGAAAAAUACAGGGAAGCAGUAGAUUAUGACAGUAUAUGUAGACUGUAUUAUUUUAUUGUUACAAAUGAGGAACCUCUUGAAGAAUGGUUAGAGCUUCUGUAUAGCUAUCAGAAUGCAAUGGCUUCAAAUUCUUCUGAAUGUUUGGAGCUAAUGGACAUAGGACUGCUCUGUGAAAGUGAAGAAGAGAUGCCAAACACGCUUGUCAUAAAGGCAGUUCUGUACGAAAGAAAUAAUGAUUUAAUAGAAGAAAUACAAGCUUCUCUCUCAGAUUUUUCAAAUAAAUCCCCUAAGGAAGUGAGGAAAUGGCUUGAAGCCAUGUGCGAAAAAUUGAGGAAGUUUAAAACUCCAUGGAGAGCUCCAUCAAACCAGCCUCAGGACUGAAGACCACAACAGCAACAAAACUCCAUCUGAAUGUGCAUAUGCAUCUUAUUUGGCAAAUUCUGGUGAAGGAAAAUCGAGAAAAUCUUAUGGUAACUACAUUCCCGUUCAGCCCAUAGCAAGCAGAUAGCAGUAUAAAGAACAAGUUGGUAGGCUGCAAAAUGGCUCUAAGAACUAUGGAACUUAACAUUUGAGGUCAUCAGUCCCCUGGACUUAGAACUACUUAAAGCUAACUAACUUAAGGACAUCACACACAUCCAUGCCCGAGGCAGGAUUCGAACCUGCAACCGUAGCAGCAGCGCAGUUCUGGAAUGAAGCGCCUAGAACUGCUCGGCCACAGCAACCGGCUGUGCUGACCUCUGAACAUACAAUGCUAUUGGCUAACUUGAGUAAAUUAAUAAUGUGUGCUAAUGGUGGUGUAACCGCCAAAACUAAUCCACCAAAGAAAUAAAAAAAUUGCAGCUGAAAACUGCCUCAAGACUGACCCCACAUCCAGUAUGGAUAAAGGCUACUGACAUCCAAGUGUCAGGUACCAUUUUUUAAAUAAUUGUUAUUUUAUCUGAAGGCAGCUCAAUUAAUAUAA